CAGCUUGGCUUCUAUGCUGCAUAUCACUCGAACAAGGUCAAUCAGGCCAUCCACUUCGUCUGCAUCCCAAUGAUCUUGUGGAUGGUGCUGACGGUUUUAAGGUCGACCAUGAUCAUGCUCGCGCACCUGCCUCUAUCCGGUACGAAGACUGUGCAUCUCACCGAGAAUCUCGCUAUCAGACCCAACGCCGCUCUGGCGCUUUACGCUGGAUACCAAAUCUACUACUUCCUGCUUGAGCCCAUUGGAGCUCUGACGUUUGUCCCCAUCGGCACCCUAAUGUACCUGACCGCAACAUCCUUUGCCAACUCAGCUCCCCUCUCGCUCCCAUUGCGACUGUACAAAGGCGUCGCACACCCCUCGGCCAUGCCUUUCGCCAUCGCACUCAAUGUUGCUAGCUGGAUCGCUCAAUUCAUCGGUCAUGGCGUCUUCGAAGGCAGGGCUCCUGCUCUGUUCACAAAUCUGACUCAAGCCCUCGUCCUUGCCCCCUUCUUCGUCCACCUCGAGAUGCUCUUUACCUUCUUCAACUACAAGCCAGAACUUCACAAAAAGAUGAUCAACGCCGCGGGAAAGCGAAUCCGCGAUAUGAACCGGGCAGCGAAGAUGAAGUAA
This is a messenger RNA of Dioszegia hungarica, 609 nucleotides long. RefSeq names its product putative endoplasmic reticulum protein. Gene Ontology annotation, cellular component: endoplasmic reticulum. Lineage: Eukaryota; Fungi; Basidiomycota; Tremellomycetes; Tremellales; Bulleribasidiaceae. Gene Ontology annotation, biological process: sphingoid catabolic process. The transcript is spliced from 5 exons. The annotation marks the transcript as partial. The record is from RefSeq and is a predicted model, not a curated record.